Sugiyamaella lignohabitans is the source of this 2979-nucleotide messenger RNA. It is a transcript of the gene TUL1, whose product is annotated as ubiquitin-protein ligase TUL1. The transcript has a single exon. The record is from RefSeq and is a predicted model, not a curated record. Bases 1 to 2979 code for a protein of 992 amino acids. Lineage: Eukaryota; Fungi; Ascomycota; Dipodascomycetes; Dipodascales; Trichomonascaceae.
AUGACGCUGACUCCAGCGGGAAAUCCUCCAAAGCUAAUAUCUCCACAAGAACGAGCCCAGUUAGAGUAUUACUUUGAAAGGCAUAAUCAGAGCUUAGAAAUCUGUCAAGCAUCAAGUUGGGAAUCUGGAUAUGGCAGACUAACUGGACUCAAUGUUUCUUAUCCAGGCGAGCAAAUGCGACCAGGAUCCAUUAUCCCUAAGAUUAUAUCUGAUAAGGCCGGUCUAAUAUGGAAUUUAGAGGGUGACUACAAACAAAUAGAUCUAGCGCUGUUAGAUCUCAAACAGGAAGAGCAUCUAGAAAACAAUGAUUUUGGAGAGCUGUCGCAAUCAGAUCUUGAUGAUAUAAGCGAGCAGUGGAUCAAGCAGACGGACAUUGUAGAUAACGGCAAUGGUGCGGACUCCAAGGGUCCUGAGGACAAGCUUGAGUCUGAAAAGGAAAAAGAGCGUCUUGAGCUUUUGAAAGCUGAUGGCUCAUCCGACAGUGACAGUAAAAAGGAUGAAAAGCCAUCAGACAAGGAUCGGCAGAGAGAAAAGCUUGUCAAAGCUGAUGAAAAGGCGACGAAGAGUAAACUUCGACCUGAUUCUCCUAGUAAACCCAAAGAGAGAAGAGACUCUGCCUCUAAUUCCUUGAGCAAACGAAACGCAUUCCCAUAUAUCUCGGAUUUUUUCUUCCCGUCCGAUAAACCUAGAAAGCCCUCUAGCUUGAGUGACUCAGAUUCUGGUCUCACUUAUUUCACUAACAUUUCAGCAAGCCUGAAUGGUGACUGGAAGAGAAUGGAUGUUGAUUUAGUACCUAUUGAGAUGCCUAUACCAUCUCUUGAUCCUCCAGAAAGGGCUAAUUCCUCUCUGAACGGUCAUGUUAACUACGAUAUCUAUGGAAGACCACUUAGUGGUGCUGGUUCCGGUCCUGGCGGUCUAGAUCCUAACCAAUACUAUAUAGAUGGGGUCCCAGUUAAGCCAGGAAAUAGGACAGAGGAUUUUGGCAAGCUGCGGAUCUCUAUCAAAGAGCGAGGAUCUAUGGCUUUUAGCAAAUCGCAAAACUCAGCGUCAGUGAAGGCCAAAAAUCGUACGCGUAGAAAUCAAAAUGGAUAUUGCCAAGGUGCGGCAAACUCUUCAAUAUCAUGGCUCACGAUAGACCUCACUAUGGUAGAUGAGAAUGAUGACAAUUCUAACGAAAUUAGAAUGCAGGGAGUACGCAUUAAAGAUGGUGGUAACUUUGUGGCUACAACCUCAUCUCUCAAAUUUGCAGGUGAUUAUGCACUUCCACAUUUCUUGCUUGAUAAAUCACUAUUUGCCGAUGUUAAGGCUAAAACACUUUGUCGUAUGAGCAGAAUGUUGAACCGUAGAUCGAAUGAUCCAUAUUAUGGAAUUCUCGAAGAGGCCGAGUUACAAGCAGAGAAAUGUGAAUAUAUCAUUUACGGACACGUCCACUCUUCAGGGCUAACAAAAGAACAACUCAGAGACGUUGAAGAUGAGCUAAUCAACCCGUUAGGACGACCACAUGCCGACGUACCAAAAUUGAAAGUUAGUGCUGUGCUUUACUCUCCAGAUUGUGGUAUCGCCAUGACUGUAGACAAUCUUGAAGGUGAGAAGCAAGAGUUGUACUUUAUUCGUAUUAGACGGGCUAUUAUGGCAGGAAUUGUUUUAUUAUUAGUACAAACAGUCUUCACUGCGUUACAAAUGAAAGAUACAAACACCCCAUCAACCAUUUCCAGAGUGAGUUUCUAUACUAUUGGUCUCAUGGCCGUUCUGGAUGGGGCCAUUUGCCUAGUUGCGCUUGUGUCUACAUUCCUUGACCCCAUAGCCCUACCUUUCAUGGCUGUUGCGUUCGUAUCCUUUGCUUUGACAUCUUUGUUUGAAAUUCGAUACAUGGUUUUGAUAUACAAGUCUCAGAUGCUGGAGGAAAUCGCUGAUGCUCGUGCUCAAGAGGCAGUAGGAGAAGGAGGCAGAUUUGUAGCUCGAGCCGAUGGCACAAUUGGUAGUGUGGACACUCCUACCCCUGCCGGAGCAUCAGCGACAGGUCGAGCUGGUAACGCUAUAAGUACCACCGGUUCGAACGCGGCAAGUGAUAUUUCCAAUUCUAGUACAACAAGCGCCAGCACAAAUGAUUCUACCACUCGGGGCCCUAUACUUCCCACUACAACGACUCCACGGCCACCUAUUAUUGAACCUGAUGAGAGGCAAAUUGUAGGCGUUAUAUACUCAAGAUUCUAUUUCACCAUGCUGGCAUUUGUUAUUAUAUCCAUCACAACCUCAUCAUGGCCAGCACCACUUCGUACAGGAUACGAGUAUUUGAGUAUGUCAGUGCUGUUUUCCUUCUGGGUUCCUCAGAUCUAUCGAAACAUAAUGCGUGGAUCAAGAAAAUCGUUUCUUUGGCAGUACAUCUUCUCCACAAGUAUCAUUCGUCUUCUUCCCAUUCUCUAUCUCUGUCUAGAUACCAAUAAUGUUAUUAGUCAUCGAUAUGACCCUGUUCUGGCAUCAGUUAUUGCUGGCUGGCUUUGGAUUCAGAUUCUUAUUCUUUUCACUCAAUCCACUUUUGGACCUCGAUUCUUCCUCCCAUCGGGUAUGCUUCCUGCGCUGUACGAUUACCACCCGAUUAUCACUGAGGAGGAUCUCGAGACAGGGUUCAAUUUUCAAGUCGACUCUCAAGAGAAUGCGAUUGCGCUCAAUGUUGAUUCCCUUGAAGAUAACAAAUCAGAUACAUCUGCAAAAUCCACAGAAUCACUACUGCAUGGAUCACAUGGACACCAACCUCAUCAUACGACUACUAUGGACUGUGCCAUCUGUAUGAAUCCGGUACAGCUUCUCAUAUUCCCUCAAGACCAAAUCCACAAUGCACUUACACCUGCAAACAUGCUGGCCCGCCGUCGAUACAUGGUAACUCCUUGUCGACAUAUUUUCCACACCGAAUGCAUGGAACAGUGGAUGCGCACCAGACUUCAAUGUCCUGUCUGUCGUAACCCACUGCCACCUAUUUAA